This is a messenger RNA of Lates calcarifer (barramundi perch), 876 nucleotides long. RefSeq names its product putative protein TPRXL. Lineage: Eukaryota; Metazoa; Chordata; Actinopteri; Centropomidae. Bases 98 to 598 code for a protein of 166 amino acids. The transcript has 5 exons. The record is from RefSeq and is a predicted model, not a curated record.
GUUCAGACUUUGUCCCGGCUGCAGGAAGUCGUCACUGGGUCGUCACGCCGACGCCGAGCCGAGGAGCUGCAGCUUUGCACCAGUCACUCCAAACACCAUGAAGUCUUCAUCAUCAUCAGGAACCUCGACCUCAGCUGGACCAGACACUCAGCUGCCCUCCUCUGCAUCGCCUCCUCCUCACCUGUCUCCUCACCUGUCUCUGCAGAGUCCAGAGCUGCAGGCAGAGUUUCUACAAGAGUGUCGGAACAAACUUCGGUCUUUCAGCGACGUCAGUGAAUCCAGCGUCCUCACCCCUGCUGCCUCCCCCUCCUCUCCUGUGCCUUCCCCCUUCAGUCCCACGCCCUCCUCCUCCCCCUCUCCCCGGAGCUCCUCGUCCUCCUCCUCGUCCUCCCCCAGCUUCAGCAGCAGACCAGCUCGUCUGUCUCUGUCCAGCCCUGAGCUCCUCUCAGAGCUGAAGGAGUCCAGGACCCGCCCCCUCCGACAUGUCCCCGCCCACAACGGCCUGACCACCGUCUUCUCUGGACGAGGACGAGGACGAGGACAGGUCUCUGGCUCCACCCUCUCCACACGGCCGGCCAAUCAGAAGAGUCCACCCUGACUCUGUCAGCACCUGGACCUGAGCCCGUCACAGACUCUGCUCCUCUAGAACUAACAAUGUUUUAAUCAUUGAUUUCUGCAUCUGCUCAGCUGAUCCCAGUCUGACUUACACUGACCCCUCACUAAGCCCCGCCCCCUCAGGUACUGUUGCUAACCUGUCAAUCAUUUUGUCCAGAGCAGUUUCCCAGAGUCCAAAGUGUUGAUUUGUCCGAGGUACUGACUGUAUAACCUGAUGAAAGAACUGUGUCCAUUAAACCUGUUGAUACUGAUCACACUGAA